CUGGUGUGACCUUUCAUGCGGUGUUUUUUAGCGAAUUACGACCGACCAGCUAAAUGGCAGCUCUACGUGGGUGGAGAUUCGUUGGCUUCGUGUCUUGCAUCUUUGGAGCUGUGGGACUAACCCUGUACCCAGUGAUUGUGGACCCGAUGCUGAACACCGAGAAGUACAAAACCCUCCAGGAGUACAGCAGAAUUAAGAGAGAUGAGCUGCAGCACAUUAAAAGGCAGUAAAAUCCCCGACUCGAUACUCUAUUUGUACAUUUAAAAACCCAAAUAUGUGUAUUUUCGUUUACAUGAUCCCCUGAUACAAUGUACAUAUUCUAAGCUAUACGAAAAUACAAAAUAGACUGUGUUGAUGAACGCAUUGCAGUCGUUACUUCAAUAAGAA
This is a messenger RNA of Drosophila subpulchrella, 387 nucleotides long. RefSeq lists its product as uncharacterized. NCBI's taxonomy places the organism in Eukaryota, Metazoa, Arthropoda, Insecta, Diptera, Drosophilidae. The coding region runs from base 54 to 230 and encodes 58 amino acids. Gene Ontology annotation, biological process: mitochondrial respiratory chain complex IV assembly. The record is from RefSeq and is a predicted model, not a curated record. Gene Ontology annotation, cellular component: mitochondrial inner membrane. The transcript has 2 exons.